Molecule: messenger RNA, 5972 nt
Organism: Coregonus sp. 'balchen'
Lineage: Eukaryota; Metazoa; Chordata; Actinopteri; Salmoniformes; Salmonidae
Source: the annotation of a GenBank genome assembly
AUGACCCGUUCUUACUCUGGCAAUGGGAGGUCCGGCGGCAGCUACAAUGAGGAGGAGGUCAGCUCUUCGAAUGGCCGCUUGGAGAGCAGCAACUACCUCUCCAAUGUCAGGCCUGAAAACAGGUAGAUCACCUCUUCUUACUUGUUUCAGUGUGACGCUGGGCAUUUUAGUGCGACUCUGUCCACCACACACAUUCAUUAGAUAUUUCAGCCAUCUCAACAUAUCUGUGAAGGGUUUCAUAAAGUCCAAAAUGCUACAUGGCAAGUAAUAACCAAGUAACAGUAUUUCAGCAUUCUUAAGAAAAGCACAACUCUUAGAAGACCAGUAAGAAUUCCUUUUGUAGCCUACUUUAUAAAUACAACAGAGUCCCGUGUAAGACAAUCUAAGACACAAAACCACCAAUAUGUCUGAUGGGCAGCCUUUAUUUGCCUUCUCUCUGAAUAGCUACUCAAGGUAUUCUCAAUCCAGGUCAUUGAGGUAAUGCAUACAUUUACAACAUCCAUUCCAACUAACAUAUUAACCACACAUCCCGGUUUACCCCCAAGAGUGAAAAAGCAAAUCUACACCUGUUUUUUAACAAUGCUGUAAGUGAACAUGUUAUAUUGACUUUGAUGUUAUUGAACAUUGACGUUGAUAUACAAUUUCAUUGAUAUGACGUUGUUGAAAAUAUAACUUUGUAAGUACUGUUACCAUGUCACUUUUUCAACUGCUGAGAAAUGUUAAAUGUUUGAGAGAGCAAUCUCAAUCUCCCUUCAUAAUCAGUAAUGAUUAGUAACUGCCUUCUUUCCCUGCCUGGAAUAAACAAUGUACAGAAUAAGGGUUGGCUAAAAGAUCCUUGAAAUAUUGGCUUUCUUAUUGGAAAGUACUUUAGCACAUGCCCUGAAGAACAGACACUAAAGCUAAAGCACCCUUUCUCUCUCCAGGAGUACAUUGUUUGGUGUGAUGGCUCAGCUGACUGAGGACACCCAGCCUGUAUUUGAGACCACUGUUAAAUCCAAGGCCGUGUCAGAGAACUGUAAUGUGAAGUUGACAUGUGUGGUUACAGGUAGGCCUACCUCCCUCAGAGUUGUGUAUGUGUGUUGGAAUGCAUUAGAUAGUUAUGAGUUGAGGAUUGGUAUUACAAAUUAGUCAUUCUGUGGUUAGUUUGAAAAUAAAAGCAGAGAAACAAACCUACUUCUAAACAGCGAUGCAAACAUGAAUUGAGAAGGGCGAUAAAUGAUGAUAAACGUAGACUUUUGCUCUUCUUGCGGAAGACAAUGCAAAGAGAAAAGUUACUUCAAAAUGCUUAUGACUGCUUAUGAAUGCUUAUUCUUAUGUUUUAUUCUAAAGCCCAAACCACCCCGACCCCCUGACCAACGAGUUCAAUGCUUCCUUCAAUACUCCCCGCUAGGCAAACAGUUCGACCAUAUCAUUAAAAAACACUGGCACAUCUUGAGCUCGUCACACUGAGAUACAUUGGUAUCGAACAUGUUAAGACUCCUAGGAGGGGGGAGAUACUGAAUAUCUAUUACUGAGAAGAGAAUUGUAUUGGAUUCACUGUUUGUCCACCAUGUCUACUAAAGGUCUGAACCAAGAGUUUGAUAUCAGACCAUUUCUUACAGGAAUAUGUCACGUUGAUUAGACCUGCCAUCCAGGUCUCCACUUGGUCAUUUUGUACACAUAUUACAUUUUUUGUAACUACUACAUGUGCCCAUCAUUGAUAUCAAAUUAUUAGAGGUACACAAGUUGUUUUUGAUAUACACUAUAUAUACAAAAGUAUGUGGACACCCCUUCAAAUUAGUGGAUUUGGCUAUUUCAGCCACACCCAUUGCUGACAGGUGUAUCAAAUCGAGUACACAGCCAUAGGAUGCCAGUUCGUCAAACUUCUGCCCUGCUAGAGCUGCCUCGGUCAACUCUAAGUGCUGUUAUUGUGAAGUGGAACCGUCUAGGAACAACAACGGCUCAGCCGCGAAGUGGUAGGCCACACAAGCUCACAGAACUGGACCGCUGAGUGCUGAAGCGUGUAGAAAAUCAUCUGUCCUCGGUUGCAACACUGCCUCUGGAAGCAACGUCAGCACAAUAACUGUUUGUCGGGAGCUUCAUGAAAUGGGUUUCCAUGGCCGAGCAGCCGCACACAAGCCUAAGAUCACCAUGCGCAAUGCCAAGCGUCGGCAGGAGUGGUGUAAAGUUUGCCUCCAUUUAACUCUAGAGCAGUAGAAACACGUUAUCUGGAGUGAUGAAUCACGCUUCAACAUCUGGCAGUCCAACGGACAAAUCUGGGUUUGGUGGAUGCCAGGAGAACGCUACCUGCCCCAAUGCAUAGUGCCAAUUGUAGUUUGGUGGAGGAGGUAUAAUGGUCUAGGGCAGUUUGUCAUGGUUCGGGCCAGGCCCCUUAGUUCCAGUGAAGGGAAAUCUUAACACUACAGCAUACAAUGACAUUCAAGACGAUUCUGUGCUUCCAACUUUGUAGCAACAGUUUGGGGAAGGCCCUUUCCUGUUUCAGCAUGACAAUGCUCCCAUGCACAAAGCAAGGUCCAUACAGAAAUGGUUUGUUGAGAUCGGUGUGGAAGAACUUGACUGGCCUGUACAGAGCCCUGACCUCAACCCCAUCGAACACUUUUGGGAUGAAUUGGAACUCCGACUGCGAGCCAGACCUAAUCACCCAACAUCAGUGCCAAACCUCACUAAUGCUCUUGUAGCUGAAUGGAAGCAAGUCCCUGCAGCAAUGUUCCAACAUCUAAUGGAAAGCCUUUCAGAAGAGUGGAGGCUGGUAUAGCAUCAAAAGGGGACCAACUCCAUAUUACUGCCCAUGAUUUUGGAAUGAGAUGUUCGACGAGCAGGUGUCCACAUACUUUUGGUCAUGUAGUGUAGGUUACUGUAGUUAUAUCUAUGGCCACCACGCGUCCUGCGCAUAAUGGUCAUAUGGGCGGGUACUACAACGUAAUCUCUUUUUUUUUUUACUGUUGCCUAGGUUUUAACUUGGACACAUUUGUAUGUAUAGAAUCCAUUAUGACCAUAUGUACCUCUAUGACUAAUUAUGAUUGACUACGGGCAAAAGUUAACUGAAUUCUUUCCACACCCACCAUGCGUCAUGUGUGUAAUGGUCAUGUGAGGUGAAAUAUGUAUAUUUUGGGAUGUGAGCACUCAGUCCGUUUCAGAUCAAAGCGUAGUCAAUAAAGCUGUGACGAGUACUGAUGAUACGAAGAGGCAGGACGCAGAAAUCAACAAUGUAAAGGUUUACUUAACACUGAGCAAGAGAACAACAAAGCGCGAGUACACGACAAGACACUAACAAUCACACACAACACAACACUGAACAGUCCAGGGCUAUAUAGGGGUGGUGAUGAGCUAACGUUGGGUUUCCAUUCCGGUGUUGCCGAGGUGGUGCGCUCAGACCGGUGGCUCAGUAGACCGGUGAAUCAGAGCGCUGGAGGGGAGCGACGGGAGGAAACGUGACAAAAGCAGUGAAUUGGGAGCAUAAACAGUGUGCGGGCCUUCCGGUUCUUUACAAUUAUUCUAAAGCGUAUUUAGUAACGUAAAAAAAAAAAAAAAACAGUACAAAAAUAAAGGCAGCUGAGACUAAAUUAUCAAUGGCAUAAUGUAGGAUUAAAAAUCUAAGUAGGUUUUGCUGUUGCCUUCCCCACGGCACUUGGGUUGGCUGCUUUUCAACCACAGCAGUAAAACUUGUGGCCUUGCAUACUGCUAUGAUGCAACAGUCUGAAACAUGCCUUUGUUCCUAUGUUUAAAUUAUUAAUUAUUUCAUAAGAUGCAUGAAAAUAACUAGUGGCUGCUGUGUGCAAAUCUCAAGAGUAACCAGUAUAUACACAAUUAGGAUCAUGAGGUGCAUAAUCUUAAUGAGAGAUAAACAUGAAACUAUCAAUAUCUUAUCAAAAAUAGAUUUAUUUUAGUAUUAAACCAAGUCAUUAUAUUACACUGUAUGUCUGUGAUGUACCAUCUCCAUGUGAUGUCCACAGGUAGCCCAGCCCCAGAACUGACGUGGUACAGAGACGACAUGGAGUUGGACCGAUACUGCGGUCUUCCAAAAUAUAAAAUUGGCUGCAAUGGAAAAGCCCACACACUCCAUAUUUACAAGUAAGUAAGACAGAGAAAACCAUACACCAUUUACACCAGAUAAUACAUGUCUGGAAAUUCAACAAUUACAAUUUGGGUUUUAGAUUUGUAUUUGUGCUCAAUGCUGCCUGCACAGUUCCCUAAAUUAUUUGAGUCUCUCUCUUUGCAGCUGCACAGUGGAUGAUGCAGCUAUCUAUCAGGCUUCAGCCAGGAACAGCAAAGGCAUUGUCUCCUGCUCUGGGGUUCUGGAGGUGGGCACCAUGAGCGAGUUCAAGAUCCACCAGAGGUUCUUUGCCAAGCUGAAACAGAAGGCAGAGAACAAGAAGAGGGAGUUGGAGGAGAGCAGGAGAAGGGGCAAGGAGAACGUCCAGAAGGAGCCUCGGGAACAGCAGCCUCUCUGGAGCGGCCCGAUCCCCUCUCAGAGGAAACGCCGGGCCUCAAGCGUCCCCUCCUCACCACCAGAUGGGGAGGAGAUCACAGUCAGCCAGAUAGCACCUGCUGUUGUAGAAUCUCCAGUAACACCUACAGAGAAUGGGAGCAAGACUCCCAACAGAGAAACCUUGGCCAAAAAUAAAAUAAAGGUUUCAAAUGGUGUAGAUUCUGGGGUUGUCAGCAGUAGUCAUACAGGACCGGGCAGUAAUCAUACAGGACCGGGCACCGGUGAAAAUUCAUAUGAUGGAGGGAUAAGUUUGUCUCAAUUUCUGGCAGAGACCCUUCAUUCACAGACUGCUGAAGAAAAGAUCCCUGCACAAGUGGAGGAAACAUUGGCAGUGGAGGCAAUGGAUACUAGUGCUGCAGAUCCUGAAACAGAUGUGGAAAAACAAAAAGAGAGAGAGGAGAAGGGGAGAGAGAGGGCGGAGAGAGAGAGGGCGGAGAGAGAGGGGGCGGAGAGAGAGGGGGCGGACAGAGAGGGGGCAGAGAGAGAGGGGGCAGAGAGAGAGAGGGCGGACAGAGAGGGGGCGGAGAGAGAGGGGGCAGACAGAGAGGGGGCGGAGAGCGAGAGGGCAGAGAGAGAGAGGGCGGAGAGAGAGGGGGCGGAGAGAGAGAGGGCGGAGAGAGAGGGGGCGGAGAGAGAGAGGGCGGACAGAGAGGGGGCGGAGAGAGAGGGGGCGGACAGAGAGAGGGCGGACAGAGAGGGGGCGGACAGAGAGAGGGCGGACAGAGAGGGGGCGGAGAGAGAGAGGGCGGACAGAGAGGGGGCGGAGAGAGAGAGGAUGCUUGGAGAACUGGAAAGAGAGAAAAUGAGAGGGGGAGAACUGCCAAUUGAGAGAGAAAAAGAAAGAGGAAGAGAGACAGAACAGUUGCAUAGGACAACAGCACAUAACAACAGUGCCUCAGAGGUCAAAAUGGAGGCUAAGACGCAUGCCCACAAGGAGGGAGAUCAUCACGAUCACCACCACAUGCAGGAAACUCUUUCCAAUGUGCUCCACUCAGUCAAAUACUUUUUCUUUGGUAAGAGCAAGAAGGAUCAUGCUUCUCAUGAUCAUCAUGUGAAAGGUCAGGAGAGAGAGAGGGGUCCUCCAGUAGUCCCAACACAGUCAUACCCUAGCCUUCCCCAUCCACAGGAGCCAGAUGGUCAACCAGAGGUGUAUAAAAACCCCACAGAGGAGACAGUACCUAUGGAGGUAGAUGGGCCACAGAAAUCCCUGAUAACUCUGGUACCACACCAGCAGCCAGAUUCAUUGGAGCGGUUGAACCCAGAUGAACACAAGCAUGGAAUUACUGUUUCACACCCAGAAGAACCCCCUUCAGCUCCCCAAAAAGCACCAGAGAGUGUGCCUGAUUCACUGGAGCAUGUUGAGCAGAGGGCCAUGUAUGUAUGUCCGGAGGUGAUCAGCAACAGUACAGAGACAGUGCCCAAGUCUGGCCCUCCAGCCCUCAGUGAGGUGAGUUGUGCCUUGUUGCUUCUGAGAUCACAUUGA